CACGCAAUUAAAAUAGCAUUCGCCAGUAAUGACCCACUCACUGGCUGGGGGAUGGUCAGUCGUUUGCUGGGAGAUGACCCAGCUUUCUCUGCUCUGAUCCACGACAAGUUGCAGGUGCCCAACACUACCCGCAAGGCCUGGAAUGAACGUGACAACCGAUGUGAUAUCUGUGCCACCCACCUCAAUCAGCUGAAGCAGGAAGCCAUCCAGAUGGUGCAGACACUGGAGCAAGCAGCCACGCUGGAGCAGUAUGACCCACUGCCAGGCUCUCCCCCACCCCUCUCCAACAUCCCCUCGCUGGUGGGCUCACGUAACAUUGGCAGCCUGCAGGCCUCUCGGGACUGGGCCUUCGUCCCAGCUGCUUACGCUGCCACCACCACCUAUGCCAGCUUCUUGACCAACAAGCAUGGCGGCAAACCCAACUCACUGGGCAUCGUCGGAGGGGCAGAGAAGAAGGGCGGGUCUCCUGGGCAUUCAGUCACCAAGGCCGGGCUGCAGAUGGCCACCAGCCCCAGCAACGGCAACAUCCUGAGCUCAGUUGCCAUCCAGGCCCAUCAGUACCUGGAAGGAACAUGGUCUGUCUCCAGGACAAACGGUGUGACGCUGUAUCCCUACCCAAUAUCACAGCUGAUGUCCGAGAAUUGCCGGGAAGGUUUGACUGAGGCGGUUCUGAACCGUUACAACUCCGACAAGCCAUCGGUGUACAGCUUCCCGAGCUCCCAGGGUACCUACGUGUCAAGUGUGGCCUCAAGUGGGACCUCAGCUGCAGCCUCAUUCUUUGCAAGAGCUGCCCAGAAACUCAACCUGUCCUCCAAGAAGAAGAAACAUCAUCGGUCUCCCGCUCCGAAUGUCUCCGAGUCCCCGCUGUUCCCGACCAAUUUCAGCGGCAUCCUGCAGAUGUCCCCACCCCCGGCACCCCCGUGCCUCCUGCGAGCCAUCAACAAGGUCAAGGAGAGCCCAGGGAUGGGGAAGGUGAAGGUUAUGCUACGGAUCUGCUCGGCAUCGGUUGGGGACAUGUCAGAAUCCAGCUGCUUCUUCAAAGUGGACCCCCGCAAGAAGCAGAUCACACUGUACGACCCACCGGUAAAUGGGCUGCAGAAUUCCUCACAGAAGAGGGGGGGCCUGGUGCCACCAAAGAUGUUUGCUUUUGACGCUGUCUUCCCACAAGAUUCAUCGCAGGCUGAGGUAUGUGCAGGAACCGUAGCAGAAGUUAUCCAAUCGGUGGUGAACGGUGCCGAUGGCUGUGUGUUCUGUUUCGGACACACCAAACUGGGAAAGUCAUACACCAUGAUUGGAAAGGAUGAUUCCAUGCAGAAUCUUGGUAUCAUCCCUUGUGCCAUCUCCUGGCUCUUCAAACUAAUUAACGAGAGGAAAGAGAAGACAGGGGCACGGUUCUCAGUCAGAGUCUCUGCCGUGGAAGUCUGGGGGAAGGAGGAAAACCUGAAGGAUCUACUGUCUGAGGUAGCAACGGGCAGUUUGCAGGACGGCCAGUCCCCUGGAGUCUAUCUCUGUGAGGACCCCAUCUGCGGCAUGCAGCUUCAGAACCAGAGCGAGCUCCGUGCGCCAACGGCGGACAAAGCUGCCUUCUUCUUGGACGCUGCUAUCGCUGCACGACGGAGCAGCCGGCCCGAGUGUGAUGAGGAGGACCAGAGGAACUCCCACAUGCUGUUCACUUUGCACAUCUACCAGUACCGCAUGGAGAAGAGUGGCAAGGGGGGAAUGUCAGGAGGUCGCAGCCGCUUACACCUCAUUGACUUGGGCAGUUGUGUAAAAGUGCUGAGCAAAAGUCGCGAGGGGGGCUCAGGCCUCUGUCUGUCCCUGUCUGCACUGGGGAAUGUCAUCCUGGCUCUCGUCAAUGGCACCAAGCAUAUUCCGUACAAGGAGAGCAAGCUCACCAUGUUGCUGCGGGAAUCUCUUGGCAACCUGAAUUGCCGGACCACCAUGAUCGCCCACAUCUCGGCUUCCUCCAGCAACUACUCUGAAACCCUGUCCACCAUCCAGAUCGCGUCGCGGGUCCUCCGAAUGAAGAAGAAGAAGACAAAGUACACCUCCAGUUCAUCCGGGGGCGAGAGUUCCUGCGAGGAAGGAAGGAUGCGCCGGCCCACACAACUCCGACCAUUCCACCCGAGAGGAGCAGGGGACACGGACCUCCCCAUCUUAAACUUGUCGAGUGACCCAGACUACUCGUCCAGCAGCGAGCAAUCGUGCGACACUGUCAUCUACGUGGGCCCCAAUGGCACCGCCCUGAGUGAUAAGGAGCUGACCGACAACGAGGGGCCGCCCGACUUUGUGCCCAUUAUUCCCUCGCUGCAGAAGAACAAGAAUGAGGCAAGGCCCGAGGUUGGCACUGAGCCUGUGCCAGUACUCCCCGAGAAGGACUGCCUGAAGUGUAACACCUUUGCUGAGCUGCAGGAGCGGCUUGAGUGCAUCGAUGGCAGCGAGGAGCCUGACAGAUUCCCCUUUGAGGAGCUUCCUUGCAGCGAGCAGCCUGGGAAGGGCGAGGAGGCACAGGCCCAGAGGGCAGAGGCCCAACAAGGGCUGGGACUGAACUCAGCACACUGGGCUCCUGAGGAGAACACAGAGGACGCGGGUCCUGGCGUAUUGCGACCUCAGGCCGCCCAAUCCCCUGUGCCGCAAGGCAGUGGUGGUUCCGCACCAUCCUCCCCCAGGAGUGUCAUGGGAGGCAGCAGCACUCAACUGAACGUGUCAAGGAGUCAGAGCACCAAGGAGGUCCCACACAGUAGCGGCAGCGCGGAGGUUAAACCCAGACCCAUGGGCUCCCCAAGGCUUGGGAUAGCAAGCCUCUCGAAGAGCUCUGACUACAAACCCCAACAUUCACCCUCCCAGCGUUGCAAGGUAUACACCCAGAAGGGGUCGUUGCUCAGCACAGCUCCUCCCCCACCCCAGACACCGACCAGGGACUGCAGGAGGGCCUGCGGUGAGCUCCUAGAGCAGCCUGAAAUCAGGGCAGCCCCUGUGGGAAUGAGCCCCCAAGUGGUGAAGAGACCUGUGUCCUCGGGCACACAGUACUCGCAGGACGCUGCAUUCUCAGACCAAGAGCAGGAACUGGCGGACAACGGCAAGACCGAAAUGAUGAGCCGGGCCACAGUCACCUUGCAGCAGCCCCUGGAACUGAACGGGGAGGACGAACUGGUGUUCACUCUGGUCGAGGAGUUGACCAUCAGCGGCAUCCUGGAGAACGGGCGCCCCACUAGUAUCAUCAGCUUCAAUAGCGACUGCUCGGUGCAGGCCUUAGCCUCAGGCUCCAGGCCUGUCAGCAUCAUCAGCAGCAUCAACGAGGACCUGGACUGCUAUUCGACUGCUAGCCCCUUCUCCGAAGUCAGCAUCACCAAGUUCCUGCCGUUCCCCAAGCCAGGCCUUGACGAGAAAGUCUUGGUUUCCAGCAGCCGUCGCUCGUCCAUUAGCUCCUGGCUCAGUGAGAUGAGCACUGGGAGUGAUGGCGAGCAGUCCUGCCACAGUUUUGUCACCCAGACCUGCAGCGGCAAUGGUGAAGCCUUGGCCGACCCCUCACUGCUGGAUGUGGCAGGCAGUCACCAGGAGGAGUGCGUGGCGUACACGCGGAGUGGGAAGUACUCCGUCAUGGACAAGUUCUUCAGCAUGUCGGAGAAGGCCGGAGAGGCCAAAGGCCUGUACCAGAUUGCUGCCAACCAGAACUGCAAGAUCGCGGCGCUGGGGAAGACGACAGUUCGAAUAUCGAACGCCUCGGGACUGCCCAGGGCCGAGGGCUGUUUUCCCAUCAAGACGAACAUUUCAGUGCACCCCUGCAUCAGGCUGAAGCAGAUGCAUUUCCCCGACCAGAGUGACAUGUUGGCGUCUGUCCGCUGUCCUCCCGUGUCCCCCCACCAUCGCCAUGGCAAAGCUGCCGGCACCUCGCAGGACAUGACCUUUGACGACCCGUGGUUGAAGCGCGAGGAGGAGGAGGAGGAGGAGGAGGAGGAAGACGGCGAAGAGGAGGAGCUGGAGGAUGCUGGGCUGGACGGAGGUGAGAGUGUUGAUCCAGGGGGGAGUCAGAAGCUGACCUCAGCGGAGAGCCUGUGCAGUGGCAGGGCUGAAACCCCUGUCUCCCCCAUGCGGGGAGAUCCGGCCAAGAGGGUGGUGGAUGGCUGUGAGAUGGCACUGACCACUUCCUGCAGCCAGAGCUCCACCCUCUCGUUGGACAGUCUGAAGGAGGGCAACCUGUCCCGGGCACUGCAGCGCCCGCUGCUGGCCAAACAAGACCAGCUGGAAGGCGCCUCCCUCAGGCCGCUGUGCCUCUCUGCAGAGAGCAGCAGCACCUCAGCCACGACGUCACAGGCGUCCACCCCCUGCAGCCCUAAGGCCACCCUGGAGAGGAGGGUGGGCUCCCCCAACAAGCACAGCCUGCUGCCCUCCCGGCCCAAAGGGAUGCCCCCGCUGCCUCCCGUCAGGAAGUCGAGCCUCGAUCAGAGGAACAGAGCCAGUGUCCAGCACACGCCGGCCGGCAGCAGCUCCUUGACCCAGGUUACACCGACGUCGGCAGCUACACCAGACGAAGGCAGUGCCCCCUUCAAAGCCAAGGCCCCCAACUUGGAGAAUUGUAGCAAAGCGAGCAGUGGGAAAGACGAGCUGUUCAGCAGCCGGCCUAACUCCCUCAACAGGCGGUAUGCUGGCCAGUACGAGUGCCUGUCUUUGGAGAGGGCGGGGAGCUUGACGUCCAUGGGGUCAAAGGUCAAUGCGUCCCGCGACAGCACGAUGCCUCGUACGGGCCGGAGCUUGAAUCGCGCCGCCGUGUCUUCGCCCACGCAGCCUUGCACUCCGCCAUCACUGGGCACCUCCCCAAAGUCCAGUGCCUCCAAGAUGUCGGCGGUCAGCAAGCUGCUCCUGGCUGGCCCCAAGUCACGGAGCCUUUCAGCGUCCACCACCAAGACACUGAGCUUCUCCACCAAGUCGCUGCCUCAGUCCGUCGGCCGCAGCUCCAGCAUGCCGUCCAACUCGAAGAACAUGUCCUGGUCCACCCAGUCACUGAGCAGCAAGCAAAGCAGAGGUUCCAGCAUCGUGGCCAAGCUGCCCCUGAGAGCCGUCAACGGCAGGAUCUCAGAGCUGCUCCAGGGAAGCGCAGCAGCCAGGGGCAGCCAGCAGCGAGGCAGUGCAGAGUCUGAGAAGUGGAGCCUGCACUCGGGCGAGAAGUCCCCCCCUCAGGCCCUCCCAUCGCCCUACAGCAAAGUCACCCCCCCCCGGAAACCUCACCGGUGUAGCAGUGGCCAUGGCAGUGACAACAGCAGCGUGCUGAGUGGUGAACUCCCCCCGGCCAUGGGCAAAACUGCCCUGUUCUACCACAGCGGAGGCAGCAGCGGCUAUGAGAGCAUGAUCAGGGACAGCGAGGCCACGGGAAGCGCAUCUUCCGCCCAGGACUCCAUGAGUGAAAACGGAAACUCAGCAGUGGGUAGAUCCAGGAGCAUGAAAUCUCCAAAGCGAAGGAUGAACACAGGUUCCCAGAGGCGGAGAGUGCUCCCAAGCCUGUCCCCUGAUGCAGCAUCUCCGGCCCGAAAACCGGUCAACAGCUCCGGGGUCCGCUGGAUUGACCUUCGACCUGUGCAGAGGGGCCUGGCUGAACCGUUUGAGAUCAAGGUCUACGAGAUUGAUGAUGUGGAACGACUACAGAGGAGGCGGGCAGCAGACAGCAAGUUGCGGGGAUUUGUAUGCUUCAACACAAAACUGAAGAUAUUGGAGCAUCGACAGCAGAGGAUCUCGGAGGUCAAAACCAAAUAUGACAUACUGAAGAAGGAGCUGGAAGCCACUAAACAGCGCCUGAUGCUGGAUCCGAGCAAAUGGCUCAGUGAGUUCGAUCUGGAUCAAGGUUUCGAGGUUGACUCGCUGGAAUAUCUGGAAGCUCUAGAGUGUAUUACCGAGCGGCUGGAACACCGGGUCAACUUCUGCAAAGCCCACCUCAUGAUGAUCACAUGCUUCGACAUCGCCUGUGGGAGGCGCUAGCGAGGCUGGGCGAGUGAGUGCUCAUGGCAGAGGAGGACAUCGGAGAAGAAGGAGGAUUACAAAAAAAAACACCCAAAGAUACCAGGAAGAGGAUGACGGAGGCGUGAAGUGUGCAGCAUGUACGCGAAAUGAGUUUUGUUUCUCUCAACAGCAGAAUGUACACAGAAGGAUGGAAAAGAAUGAGUGGAGGGGAUGAAUAUUGGAGCGUGAGAAUGUUCACUCUUCCAUCAGAUUGUCAAAGCACUUUGAGGAACUUUUGCUAUGUUGUAAAUAGGAACCACUUGCUCCAGUUCCCCUUUAUUCACUGGGUUGGGUGGGUGAUAGUGGUUGGGAGGGGGAAUGAAGGGCUGUUGCUAAGAAAUUCAUAAUGAUAUACAGAAGGACAAUAAGUGCCUUGUAAACUUUAUUAUAUUAUAUUAUCCAAAAUCUUACAUGGACGCAUUAUUGUACAGUUGGUGCUAGAUGAUGAAUGUUUCACCGUGCUGUUAUAGAGGCAGUAUCCAUUUUGUAAACCAAACUUACACCUAUACUCCAUCCCAAACCAGCAUUCUCCCCAAGCUUGGCGGUAACGUGGAAUUCGAUUGCGGGCAGGGGACAAUACCAGUGAUCUUGCUUACCUUAUGGGUCCACGGAAGAAUAUUUCAUAACAUUUUGAACCAAUUUUGACUGAUGCUACAUGGUAGUCCUCUUUUUAUAUCAAGGUUUGGCGAACUGUAAAGGGCGUCGUUGUGUGGAGUUGAGUUUUCAAGAAUCAGUGGAACUACAUUGAACAAAAAUUAAAAAAUAAUGUUUCAGUAAAGGAUGAAAUCAAGGUUGUUUUACUCGGUGUUUUAACUACUUGCUGUUUUUAAGUAACUUUGUAUCUAGAGAGUAGGUCAGUAGUCAGGAAGCAGCACAUUAUUAAAGUGAAUGUCUUUUACUAAUGAUGAAUAGACCACUCAGGGCCACAAUGAUGCCUCUCAGGCAGAUCCCUGCUAGCUUUGUACAAUUUAAGACCAGUUCAAAAGCACGUAUGGACAUCUUUAUUAAUGCUGGUUGUGGGAUCAUUUAACAAGAUAAACACACACACACACAUACACACACACACACACUAUAAAUGUAACCCAGCUUCUCCUACGUUCUGUACACGCGAGUGAACUUGCAAGCAGUGCAUAUUUAGUGCUGUUACUGGAAGAGCCUUUCCAUCAUCUUUGUAGGCCACUCGGCCACCUCACCUCCUCCUGCCUCCUUCUGAACCUGCUCUGCUGGCCAUGGCAGUUCCAAAUGUUUGACACCAUUAACCCGCAGCUCCAGAAUCCUGGUUAGCUUUAACCAACCAACAGUGUGCAUCUUGAAAUCUCAUUAGAGUGUCGUUUGUUGACGAUGAAACUCAAAUUAUUUGUGAUGAGGCUGCAAGGCAAAAUUUGUCCAGUCUCUGUCCGGGCUGGCAAUGGUCCUGCUAAGGAAGCAAUGACAUCGGUGGAUAUUGUACAGAAAAUCUGCCACCAUCAUGCAAUACUGCUUUGGGUUCUUCACAUGCUGGAAUUACAGUAGAGGUUUGGAUGGGAUACAACUGACCUAAACCAUGAUGGAAUGUGUUGAAGCAAGAGGUUCAGAGAAGCUGAUUAAUGGAAUUGGCAUCUUUCUAAUUCUGGCUUGGAUAAUCUGGCAUUUAACAAGGAAGUCUCUGAGGUAAACUAAACUAAAUUCUGGGAAGCUUGUUGUGAAAAUAAAAGUCCCCUCUUGUUUUCCAUGUGUUCUGUCUGGCUGCUUAAAUUGAAUUACUGCUAUUUUAAACCAACUACUCAUCAGUAAAGCAAACAUUAGAGCUUAGGCCAUGGUAAAAGGCUACAAUACUAUCUCCAUUUUCAAAUCAGACUCCAUCCCCAUUGCUUUGUCUCUGGCUGCAGCACAGUAACUUCCAUCCAGUUCUUAAUUUGUGGAAAAUCAGUUGCACUGACCUCAUUACCGUGUACCCAAAUGUAACAUUUAGCCUGCGCUACCCCCAGACCCAACGCCAGCUUCUGCUGGUUACAGUGCGAAACUGACUGGAACCCGAGAGAGCUUUGCAAAGCAUGAGUUGGAAAUAAUGUUCACAUUUAAGUAUGUCUGUCUCCAUUUCAAUAUUAUACCACGGUGGCAUACUUAAAAGGGCUUCAGUUAAAUGAUAAAUUCACACAACAAUGGCAGAUGACAGAUUGCUAGAUGGAGAUUAAAAGGUUACAACCCCAUACCCACCAGCCCCUCCCCUCCCUCGGCCUCAACAUUCGACCUGAGUUAAUAUAGCAAACAGGUCAGGGAUGUGGCACACACAGUUCUGGGUUCAUCAGUUUUAUGGCGGGUGAUUAUUUUAUUGCUCUUUCCUUCCACAAAGGACACGAUUAAAAGAGCAAACACGGUGCUGAAGUAAGCUAAUCAUUGCCAGAUAUGGCCACAGGGUCAAAACACUUCACACCUGUUGUCACCUGGAGCAAGGGCUUUUCCUGAGGAGUCCACAAUCCCUCAGGGAGUUUCUACACCCAAGGAAUGAGUGAGACUGAGCUUGGUGUUUGUCUGCCUGAGAAGCACAUUGCGUCUGUGUGGUCAUUCUCAAAGUUGUGCAUUAUAUUUUCCAGAUAUUUGUCUCUUUAAUGGUGCUUGUGGCAGCUUUAGCUCUGAAUGUUUAUAAGUCAAACUCUUUUUCUUUUGACUUAAAUUAAUCCCACACUUCGAGCUGCUGUCUAACACAUCUUCGUCAUGUUAUGUAUGAAGGACAUAAUUUAUUUAUGAACUCAGGAUGCUCUUGUUUUAUAAAGUUGCUUGUAUUUUGUAAUUUAUUUACACAUCACGAUAAGAAGCUAACCAGUGCUAACUAUGCAUUGUUAUGUACAGUCGCCUGAUCCACAUUGUAUUACCUUUGUUCCAGCUUGGUUUCCUUUGCAUUGUAAUCUUGGACGUGUCAGAACAGUUGAGGCUUGCUGUUUACCUAACCCCCUUUGUAUAAAAUGUGUACCAUAGUCAAAUAUUGUAGCCUGGUAUUGUGAAUAAACAUUAUAUUUUACAUCCUGUUAAAAA
Chiloscyllium plagiosum (whitespotted bambooshark) is the source of this 9003-nucleotide messenger RNA. The record is from RefSeq and is a predicted model, not a curated record. NCBI's taxonomy places the organism in Eukaryota, Metazoa, Chordata, Chondrichthyes, Orectolobiformes, Hemiscylliidae.